AUGUCAAACACAUCAAAUAACCCCAAAAUGAAAACAGUAGAAUUGGAAAACAUUACAAAGCUGCUAAGGAAGUAUGAAGAGGAUUACAUCUACAAGAAUGUCACCAAAGAAGAGCUCUAUGCAAAACUAAAUGGAUACUACGACAAGUUUAAGGAGAUUAACAAGGAAGAAACAAAAUCAGGUAAGGAAGUCAUUAUUGACUUGUAUCUGUGUCUCUUUAGAAUUCAAGCUCUUUUUGAAUUUGAAACUAAGUUAACUACGGCAUUAUAUACUAGUCAAAUCAAUGAAAGAGAAACCAUGCCAGCCAAAACAAUAGAAGAAAACAACAAAAGUAUUGAAAAUUCAUAUGAUGGUGAAAAAUCCCACAAAGACAUGCUUUCUUAUGAGAAUCAUAAAUUUCGGAAGCCUAAACGUGCUAAUUACAGUAAUCAAGUAAGCAAAGCCCUUAAAUCAUGGCUACGAGAAAACAUGAAUAACCCGUAUCCUAAUGAUGAUGAAAAGAAUGAACUGAUUAGACAAACAGGAUUAGACUCAACACAAAUCAAUAACUGGUUCAUAAAUGCACGACGGCGGAUUUUACCUUACAUGAAAAGCAAAUACAUGAAAUAUGAGUGA
Molecule: messenger RNA, 615 nt
Organism: Enterospora canceri
Lineage: Eukaryota; Fungi; Microsporidia; Enterocytozoonidae
Source: the annotation of a GenBank genome assembly